UCUGCAGAUGAUCUGUUUGAAUUAUUAAUAAAAGGUGAAGUACUCUGAUUUAAAAAAAAAAAAAAAAACGGAGCUCCUGUUUCAAAAAUGGCAGUAGCUUCUGCAACUUUAGCCUCUUUCAUUGAUCUCACGCCACAUCCAUCGACCAAGCUCCUCCGCUGCUCUGCGACGCUACCCAUACCCGCAACACUUGUUUGCCGAUUCCACUACGGCUCUUGUUCCAAUCUCAGAGUCAGUAAUUGCCAUGGCAAGUUGAACAAUUCAACUGAAGGAGAACCAGAUGAAAUUGACGAAUCCCUAUUUGGUGGCUAUGACGGGGUUGAGGACGACACCGACGAUGAGGAAGCAGAGAACAGUGUCGACUUGUUGAUUAGAUUCUUACGGAGCAUGUUUAGGAAGGUCUCUAAGCGAGCAAAGAAGGCUUCGCGAUCCAUUUUACCAGCAGUAAUAUCGCCUCAGCUUGUUUCUUUUGCAGUUGACGGUACGCUGCUACUUGCUUCACUUUCUAUUGUUAAAGCGUUUCUUGAGGUGAUAUGCACGCUUGGAGGUACUGUAUUUGCUGGGAUUUUGUUCCUUCGAGUGAUCUGGGCAGCAGUUGCUUACUUUCAGUCUAGUGGAAAUAGCUUCAACCAAGGUGGAAGUUCCUUCGGUGCCGUAGCUUAGAGCUCUCUUUAAGCUUUAACACAGAAUUCCCUUUGUAAGUUUAAAUCCUACAUUCUUUGCUUCUGCGCUACUUUGUAAUGGGCGAAGGCUAUGAAUAUGAUAUCGUAUAUAUGAAGUAGAAAUUACUCA
Molecule: messenger RNA, 792 nt
Organism: Prosopis cineraria
Lineage: Eukaryota; Viridiplantae; Streptophyta; Magnoliopsida; Fabales; Fabaceae
Product: protein SHORT HYPOCOTYL IN WHITE LIGHT 1
Exons: 4
Coding region: 88-663 (191 amino acids)
Biological process (GO): negative regulation of photomorphogenesis; regulation of abscisic acid-activated signaling pathway
Source: RefSeq, a predicted model, not a curated record